AUGGAAGACAACGUGCUAGCUGCCCCGGAUGUGCUGUGCCUAGACGUCAGAUCGUUUGAUUUGCUUUCAGAAAGCGAAAAAAGAUACUUGUACGCUCUCGAUGAAGUGGCUUGGAUUGGUGCUCUGAUCGAUCUUAUCCAAUUGUCCCCGGAGGCUGCUGGGAUAUUCUUGCUGUCACAGCACGUUUUUCAGAAGCAGACUGUUUCGGAAAUUAAUGAUUUGGCUAAGUCUAACGGCAUCCAAACUGAAGAUUUUAACGCUUUCAUUGCAUACUUCGCGUCGAUUUACGGAAAUUUAGGAAAUUACCUGUCUUUUGGCGACACGAAAUUCAUUCCCGCUGUUAAUCGUGAAGUGUUUACCGACAUUAUCGAACUGACAGACGCGUACAAGUCCUCUGAGAUUGUUAGAGAAAUCUUUGAACGCGUGAUUGACAGUAUAUAUUCAACUCAUCCUGGGCGUCUCCGCCUGGCGUUUCCUCCAGAAGGCAUGACAACAUACUACUCGUCAAACUGCACCCGGGCAGAUGCUGAAAUUGUCCAGUCUUUCCUAAAUUCGAAAAAAAUGGAAGCGUAUAACACUCGUUUAGUGAAAAGUUUUGAAAAGGAUGCCAAGGGUCGAGACAAUUACGCACUGCUUGUUGCUUCGGCCGAGUGCAGGGAGGAGGAAAUUGAGAACUCCGGCUUACCGCACUCUUCGACUCUUAAAAUACGGUACGGCGACUAUCAUGAGCUCAUGCAAUUAAUUGUUUCUGGUAUCACUGCGGUUAAAGCAGCUGCUCUUAAUGACAAUCAGAAGAAAAUGUGGAGUGAAUAUCAGCGUAGUUUUCAGACUGGCUCUAUUGAAGCACACAAAGCUGGCUCAAGGCACUGGGUAGCCGACAAACAACCGGCUGUAGAAAGCUAUAUCGGUUUUAUUGAGAGCUACCGCGACCCAUAUGGCGUGCGGGGAGAGUUUGAAACCUUCGUCGCUGUCGUCGAUAAGGACGUGUCAGCAAAAUUUCAGAGCCUCGUUAACUGCGCGUCGUCUUUUCUGCCCCUCUUGCCUUGGCCUUCAAGCUAUGAGAAAGAUGUGUUUUUGGAGCCCGACUUCACUAGUCUGGACAUUAUGUCAUUUGCCACCUCCGGGCUGCCAGUUGGCAUCAAUAUACCUAAUUACGAUGAUAUUCGCCAGGAUAUCGGUUUCAAAAACGUCUCUCUCGGAAAUAUUCUAAAAGCGCGUUUUCAGGUAGGACUCUGUUAUCAUAAUUUCUUGCCUGGUAUUUUUUUAGCUAAUCCUGAAAUGGUGGUCUUCCAUAUUUUCUGCCAAAGAAACCCGUCCAUUCUGAUGAUACUAAAUAUCCCGAGAAAUCAGUCAUGACUAAAUCGGAUACCUAGCCAACGCUCAGCAUAGUUAGCAGAAGUACAGUGACGGUUUUUUUACAUUCAUGACAUCUUUUCGAUAUCUGCAAUUUCCUCAGUUCUUAUCCAUCACGCAUCGCUAGAUGUUGUCUUGUCAAGUUUUUUAUCAAUUAGAGAUUUGAGUAAGUGCGCACGGACUCACUUUCAUGUCAUUUCGUCUUGCUGCUUCGCGGUCCAUGUUCAUUUGUUCAUCGGCUAACGUACCGUUGGCAUUUCCUCCCACCUCUGCGGAUGCCAUGUCCGCGUUUUGGUGCUAUACCAUGUCCUUCCAGACUCUUCAUCGUAUAACCGCACUCCUGCGGCGAAUUUCCUACCGCUCUAUAUGGUUUGAACCCAGAGGCUGUGGCUUGUAUUUCUGAUAUCGAGAACCAAAUUCAACUUAUCACUUAAGAACACUUUUCUAAUUUAGGACCCCACAGCCACCUUCCUGUGUGAAAAGGACAAGCAGUGCUAUCUGACAAACGUUGGUCAGGCGUUUGAAAUACAAGUUGGCCUUCAUGAGCUCCUAGGCCACGGAUCAGGAAAACUUUUCAGGCGUAAAGACGAUGGUUCCUUCAACUUCCACAGCUCCGUCCGAGAUUUGCUAACUGGAGGUGACCUUACAUACUGGUUAGUGCUUGAGCCGUUUGGGGCCCCUUUGGAUUGGUUGUGCUUACAAUUCUAGGUACUUUAUUUACAUUUACAUUCACAAUGUAAUCAAUACUCCCCAAAGUUGGAAUAGGAACGUGGAACUGAGACACUUCACGUGCUUUCUUUCGUGUUGUCCAAACUGAAAAGUGACCGUUACUUUCUUUUUCUAGUGUAUAGGCAGUGCUAGAUUCUCGUCAGUUACUCAUCGACAGUAUAAGUUAGUUUACCCCAGGAUAUCACUGCAGACACUUUUUUCAAUUGUUUAAGCAAAGUAAUAAUUCCCGCACUUUCCGUUCUCCUUAUACUUGAUGUUUUAACCAUUUUAACAGACUCUCAAAGCACCCACUCGAAUCCAAAAAACGGACUUUGUAUGCUGGCAUCGAUGUUAUUAUAUAGCCAGCAGAAAGUUGGUAGUGUUUAUAAAUACCUGACCUCACCCAGCAUUACGCGGCCAUUCCUUUAGUCAUUCGCUCAGGUAAACCCUGAGGCCCAUGUAUAUAUAGUCUUUGCAAGAGACUCUAGGUUCAAUAGACCCUGCAAACUUGGCAUAAAGUGUGGAUUUCAGCACUGCUUUUCUUAGGUAUGGGCAAUUAAAUGAAGGGUGCCAACCGGAACAAACCAGUAAACAAAUUUACCCCUCAGCCAUACGUUGUUUAACUCACGAGGACGAAGCAACUACUUGCCACUUGCUACACUCCCUUACGUGACAAAUUCCUGACCUUACUAGAAUCUCGGUUUUCCCUCUUGCCGGUAGCCACCAUUAAACUCUCGUGCAGUCGCCUUAGGGAUGCCGUUUAAUCGUCUUAAUGACUCGCUAGCCUUCUUGAGCACUCUGCCAUCUGAUAAAAUUUGCUCCGAUUAUUUAAUUUUCUGCUUCCAACCCAUGACUCCUGAUCAAUCGCGAUGUUUUAUGCCUUGACUCAAAUCCCUAGCAUUCAAGCCUAUAUCCGUAUUGCAGCGUACUUCAGAAUCACCUGUUUGCUGUUUAUUUUUACAUAGUCUAUUUGGCUGUUUGUUACAUAUUGGAAAAUGUUUGCUCUAAAUGAAUGUCUUCAUCCGUCCUGCGCCAGUUUCUCAAUCUGCCAGUCCCUUCCAUUGAAAUUAAGGGAUAUUUCGGAUAAAUUUGCAGGUAUGAGCCAGGUGAGACAUGGGAUUCAAAAUUCUCCAGCCUCGCCUCUCCCUUCGAAGAGUGCCGGGCAGAGUGCGUAGGCAUAUACCUAUGUGACGUUGCCGAUGUCCUCAAGAUCUUUGACCCAGAGAACAAAUUCAUCUCCGGAGAUGUCGUUUAUAUCAACUGGCUUUCGAUGGUUCGUUCCGGACUUAUGAGUUUGGAGUUCUUUACUCCCCCAACAAGUAGCGGCGAUUCCGGUGCCUGGCGUCAGGCCCACUGCCAGGCUCGAUUUGCCAUUUUCAAGGUGGGUGAACACCUUGCCCGUAUACAUCCCGAUAGAAAACAGUAGGAUUAUAGUGAACGCAACUGUGGUUUUGCUACUUUAGGAUUGGAGUCAAUUUGAGUUUUUCUAUUUUGGCGUGCGCAGACCGAAAUGAGGGUUCUUGACAAGUUUUACAAAAAGAACUUAGCAAAGAGUGUCCCUAACCAAACGUCUGAAAUUGCAAGCAGGUCAUCUUGGCUGCGAUACUGUGUUGUCUGAUGGUGGAGGAAUAAUCAAUUUCAUUUAUAAAAGAUGUUUGCGGUCUUUCAGACCAAAUGUUUAUUGCUUGUUCAGGAUCCGACAUGUCCGACACUUACUCCCUAACUAAAAUAUAACUGUGAGAGGAUAACCACACUUGACACUCGGUUACUGAAGUACCUUAAAGGGACACAAUAUUUGAAGUUGCUUCGUCUUUUGCCAGCAGGAUAUUUCCUUACUGAAAUUGAAUAUUUUCAAGACGUCUUCUUGGUUAUUUGGAUGAAAGACACUGCCGCAUGAAAUGUACGGCGUGCGAACUCACUACUGGAGACAAGAGCAUGGGCAGAUGGGUAAUUUGGGAUCAAGUCGAUAGUCUGCCGGGAUAGCAAUUGAUGGUUCGGUUAGGACAAUCCCGAAAGAGGCUACUUGACUGGAUACUGACCUCCCACUGCGGUCCGAAUGCACUAACCGGAGCCCAUCACCUUCAAAGAAUCUCAUCGCCUCGACAUCAAUAUAUCCCUAAGUAAACUUGACCACCACGUCUAAUCCGAUAAAAACCUCUUGUUGGUUGACAUCUUCGUUGCCUUCUCUCAAAUUUCUCCCCACUGGGUAGAUUUCGGAAGCCUCAUCAUGGAAGGCCCCAUCGAGCAUAUAGCCCGUGCGACCCUAUUGAGCGCCGGGCCCGCUCCGCUUCCCGAGUUGAAUCCAAAUUUUCCUUUCUCACUUAUAGCGUCUUUUAUGAGUCGAGAGUUAUUUUCGCAGUCUGCUGCUGUCGUUUUAGUCAGAGGAGACAUGCCUACUUUAUCACAUUUUCCGUACCACAGCUAGCGUCUGGACUGGGCUGACCAACUUUUCUGUCGUUUGCGCUUCUAUGCGUACGGUCUUCGUGGUAUUUUUAUGCUUACCGUAUCCUUGUUGACAGGUCAUCCUUGAUUGCGACCCUCCUGUCCUUCAAAUAGAGACGGUCAAGGGCGAGGACAAGAAUCCCGACUUGCGUAUCCACCUGGACAGGAGCAAGCUACAAUCAGUAGCCAAGCCAGCGGUGGGCGAGUUCCUGCGGAAGUUACAGGUAGGAUUAUCUUUGAUCUGCCUUAUGUCAUAGUGUACUGGGGCAUCAAACGUGAUACCUGUUGUCUUCUUUAACUGGAAGCGGACUUCUAAGGCCUUUGGUUGUCACAGGAUCCGAAACACGGAAUUCAAGCAAUGUGGGCCUUAAAGCACAAGGAACCCUGGCCACCGUAGAUGGAGAAAACAAAUAAUCCAAGAGCUAGGAGGACGUCCAAAAGUGUGAACUGUUUUUGAGAAACAGUCUAGCAAGUAUGCCUGCCAACUGUUGGCGAUGCCGAGUAAAAGAGCCAAACAGCAUGGCCGUAUGACUUGUGUCUAUUAUCUGGUGAACCCGUCUGCAUCCAUGACUCAAAUUUGCAUCUGACUGUGCAGCGUUCAUCAGUAGUGCCCAUUGAAGAUCCAACGCGCCACUUAUGAUAAUUGAUUAAACUGUUCGAGCUUUCGACUGUUGUAACUGACACCUAACUGUAGUUUCGAAUUGUAAGUUGCCCUAAUUAUGUAGAAACUACACUAGUAGGGUAUUCACUUUUUAUUGGUCAGUCCCUUCGUUGUUGUUUCGUUGUUGCUUCCAACAGCGAUUUUGCUUUAGGAUUUCGCCACGCGAACCACGUUCCUGCAAUGCCGUUAACCAGAUUUUUUACAGUGUACAAUGCAACCGUGAUUAUGAAACACCUUUUUUACAAUUGUUUAGUACUACAAGAGCACCGGAAACGUAAAAGAUGGAUCGACCUUUUUCCUCAACUACUGUACUCCAGCCAGCGAACACAUGGAAUGGCGGAAAAUUGUUAUCGCCCGCAAGAAGCCGCGACCUUUCUAUGUGCAGCCGGUGACUUUUGAGAAUGCGAACAAGACCAUUACCUUGAAAAAUUACCCGGGUAACAAUGAGGGCAUGAUUCAGUCCUUUAUCGACCGCUACUCCAGUCAGCGCAAAUUUGGUCCAGCUGCAUUAAAGGCCCUCAAGUCCGUUUGGGAUCGCGACCAGGCCUACUUCUAUCCACCGGUUGCAGAAUAA
Molecule: messenger RNA, 5738 nt
Organism: Spirometra erinaceieuropaei
Lineage: Eukaryota; Metazoa; Platyhelminthes; Cestoda; Diphyllobothriidea; Diphyllobothriidae
Source: the annotation of a GenBank genome assembly